AAAACCCAAAAAUUUUUUUUAUUUUUCCCGGCCAAGAACUCAUUUUAUUUUACUAUGGACUCAAACCGGAAAAUUUGAGACGGGGGGACCUUCAAAAAUUUCAUCAGAUUUUUCCGGAUUCCUCCUAGGGCCUGGCAAACGGUGUGGAUGAAGCUCAUCAGCUGAUGUUGACGACGAUCAAUUGUUAGAUCCCAUUCCAUUUCAUGCGGCCAAUUCUUUCCCCUUUUUGCAAUUCCAAAAGCAAAUUCGUUUCUUUCUUUCAAUUUCUUGAGCUGAAACAGAACCCUAAUCUCUCCAUCCCUACCGCUUAAUCAUCUCUCGUCAAGUCCUUUUUUUUUUAAAAAUUAAAUAUAAAUCCCUUCUUCCGCCAUUCCUUCCCCUUAAUCAUGUGGCUUGAUGAGCCUGAACCCACAGUUCUUUUUUCAUCGCCGGCCUGAGCGAUUGGUCAAGGGAAAUGCCCCAUUGUAUCCUUCAACAAGUGGUUCCUUGGCGGUUUUUACUUACAUUGGAGGAUAAGUUUCCAUUAAAAAGGAGAAUGAAAAACUUUUCGGCGGUUGCGAGUGAGGGACUAGAAAAUUGUGAAGAGUGGAGUUAAAAGUUGCUAUAUUUGGUUUGAUUUGUUCUCAAACUUUUCGGUUGUUUGAGUCGCAUACUUUUGUCUUCUCAUCAAACUCUGGGGUUGAAGUUGGCUUUUAAUAGGGACUUAAGCAGUUAUACUUUUAUAGCUGCAAGCCUGGGAGUCUGGGACUGCUACAGAGUAUAUACAAUAUGGAUUCUCCUCCGGAAGAAGAGCAACAAGAGGAUUACCUUUUCAAGAUUGUUUUGGUUGGUGAUUCAGCCGUUGGGAAAUCAAAUUUGCUUGCUAGAUUUGCUAGAGAUGAAUUUUAUCCUAAUUCAAAAUCAACAAUAGGAGUAGAAUUCCAGACACAGAAGAUGGAAAUAAACGGGAAGGAAGUGAAAGCACAAAUAUGGGACACGGCAGGUCAGGAACGGUUUAGGGCUGUCACUUCUGCAUAUUACCGGGGUGCAGUGGGAGCUCUUCUGGUCUAUGACAUCAGUAGACGACUGACUUUCGAAAACAUUGGCAGAUGGCUUAAUGAACUUCAGACUCACAACGACAUGAAUGUGGUAACAAUACUAGUUGGCAACAAGUCGGAUCUCAUAGAUGCUCGGGAGGUCACGACAGGGGAAGGCAAAGCCUUGGCUGAAGCUGAGGGUCUGUUUUUCAUGGAAACAUCGGCUCUCAAUUCCUCAAACGUAUCCGAAGCCUUUCAAAUGGUUGUUACUGAAAUCUACAACAUCUUGAGCCGGAAAGUCAUCCAAUCGCAAGAGCUCAAACAGGACGACUCGGACCGCCUUGCAAGUGGGAAGACUGUGGUUUUGCACGACGAAGAACAUAAAGAAGAUGGCGAAGGACAGGAAAAGAAAGGUGGGUGCUGUUCAUCAUGAUAUCUGGGAGAAGCACACUCUCAUCAUAUGGUGAUCAAGUAAAAUUUUUACUUGAUGCAAGGUAAUCUGUGAAAGUGCCAUUUUCUUCUGUAAAAUAUAAACUGUAACUUUUCCCCCUCUUCCAUUUCACAUACUUUUAGCUGCAGGAGGACAGGCUUUGGUGCUCUAUUUCUCUUCUCACAGCUCUUCAGAAGUUUCCCAUUUCAUUGUAAGGAUAAGAUUUUGUAGUUCAUAGUAUAGUUUCACUCUAUUGUAAAUAAUCUCAACUAGAGGUU
Cuscuta campestris is the source of this 1724-nucleotide messenger RNA. The record is from the annotation of a GenBank genome assembly. NCBI's taxonomy places the organism in Eukaryota, Viridiplantae, Streptophyta, Magnoliopsida, Solanales, Convolvulaceae.